Messenger RNA from Lottia gigantea (owl limpet), 681 nucleotides. RefSeq lists its product as hypothetical. The coding region runs from base 1 to 681 and encodes 226 amino acids. Gene Ontology annotation, molecular function: actin binding. NCBI's taxonomy places the organism in Eukaryota, Metazoa, Mollusca, Gastropoda, Lottiidae. The record is from RefSeq and is a predicted model, not a curated record. The transcript is spliced from 2 exons.
AUGUGCGUCACGGAUUUCGUACAAACUGUCCAUAUGAUAGCUAAAUAUAAAUCUAAGAUGUCGUGGCCAGGUUUCAUCAACCGUUUGUUGGAGGCGACUAAUAAAGUCGAGAAGGUGGCCAUCUUUAAUCUAGAGGGCGUCCCAGUCGCAGUAACAGACGACAUCACAGUUUCCAAAAUGGAGGGCGAGGCCCUGUUACGAUCGUUAUAUGAUCCCUCGCGAUCUAUCGCCUUAAUUCACAUCGACGAUAUAGCAUUUACCUGUUUCCAAGGCAACGACAACACGUUACUAGGCAACAACAAAUCAAAAGGGAUGACUUUUGUAGCUUACACGGCUAAAGACUGCAUCAUUUUAGUGUUGGGGCGAUCAGAGGGACACGGUUCUUUUAUUUUCGAAGUGAAACGAAAUCUGUAUAUGUGGGAUAAAGGAGAUGAGCAGGGAGAUCAAAAACCCGAUCCUAGAAAAAGUAGACAGAGUCAAAACAUGGACCCAAACGCUGUACCUAGACCCACUAGUCUGUCGCAGUCCGGUGACACUCCGGCGCCCCGCGACCAGUCCAACAACUUAAUGGAUUUAGAUCAAGAUUUUAGUCCAUCUUCACCAGCCAGCGACACUGCUGCUCUCUCAGACGAGGAUAUUUUACUAGAUCUAAGUAACCAACAACAACAAGUUAUGUAUUAA